Messenger RNA from Opisthorchis viverrini, 979 nucleotides. RefSeq lists its product as hypothetical. The transcript is spliced from 2 exons. The record is from RefSeq and is a predicted model, not a curated record. Gene Ontology annotation, molecular function: clathrin heavy chain binding; structural molecule activity. Gene Ontology annotation, cellular component: synaptic vesicle membrane; clathrin coat of coated pit; clathrin coat of trans-Golgi network vesicle. Bases 28 to 654 code for a protein of 208 amino acids. Gene Ontology annotation, biological process: clathrin-dependent endocytosis; intracellular protein transport; clathrin coat assembly. NCBI's taxonomy places the organism in Eukaryota, Metazoa, Platyhelminthes, Trematoda, Opisthorchiida, Opisthorchiidae.
GUUCCAUUUGACGAGCUGCCUAGCAUCAUGUCUACGGACGGGUUUUCAGACCAUGACGACACGGAUUUCAUAAGCCAGUUUCAGGCUAUGGCAAAAAAUCUUACUUCAGGUAUUUUGGUUUGUGACUCACUCUCGUCUCUAGAGAAUUUUUCUGGUUACCCUGAGACCGCGACCGAUAACAGUGAAAUGAACAACACAUCUGAUCAACCAGAAUGCAUCAAAAAGUGGGCAAUUGAAUUUGAGGAACGCAUUCGAAUCAAAGAUGGCAACGAACAGAAAAAGCUGUCACUUCUUGAAGAGCAAGGUUCGAAGGAUCUACACAACUGGGCAAUGCAGUAUCGUGAAUCGCUGUCACGUGCGAUAAAGGACAGUCGAGCCCACGAGAAAGAGCUGCGUGCUGAACAAACGGCGGCCGCAGAAGCAUCUUCCUCCAUCUCUGGUGCGGAUGCUAGUCAGGCUGUAUUGUGGGACCGUGUGUGUCAGUUGUGCAACUUCGUGUCUCCAAACCCUGAGGAUGGUUCCGGUACACCACCUGUUUCACGUCACCCGGGCACUAAGGAUCCAUCCAAAGACUUGAAUAGGAUGCGGAUUUUAUUGCUACAACUUAAGCAGCAGCCACCAGUCAUUCAUCGGAAUGCCAUUCAUGCGAAUUAGGUGUGAUUUGGCUUCAUGCUGUUCAAACUAGCCGUUUGACUUGCACCUUAUCCGCGAAGUUUUAUUCGACCAAUCAUGUAACAGCUUUUCGUUGUCUUUUACCGUUGUGUUGUCUCCACUUCCCCAUCUGUGAUGUUAUAGUGCAAUAUGAAACCAGUGUCGCGUAAUCUUGCGUUCACAUGUAAUGGUACACAAACGCGGUCGGAAAGUCGAGUGAUUGGGACAGUUACCAAUAAGGUCCCUGCUCUUAUUUAUCGACGGCGUGCUAAUGCCUCUGUAACAAGUUUUUUGCAAGUAGUGUAUGUAUAAUAAUACUGGAUUGUUC